AUGAACAACCAACAAUAUGCAUACUGCGCUGAGCGCAAUACAACUUCCUUGCCCGAGGUCUUGGAGCUUGAUAAGAUCCAAGAGCCAACUCUCUACUCAGAUUUUCCAUAUUCAUCCAUCCCCGAAAACCACCUACCGGAAUUGAAGCCUUUGAUUGAAGGGUUUCCGGAACUCAAGCCAUCUACGCCCAUACCUAAUAAAAGCCCCUACCUGACUGCUCUUGGCUGCAUUCUGUGGUACAAGAGCUGGGCUGCUCAUCAGCCACCUGUCGCGCUCUCAAAGUCUCUCGGGAAGGACCUCUUCAAAUUCGGAUUGUCUCUGGGAGUUACGGCCGUCAGUCUUGCAAUGGAGGGAAGGGUGGAUGGUACCGUAUCAUCCCCAGAUCAAAUCGCCCGCAAAGUUGUGGCCGCAGGCAUUGCACAAAGCGCCCAGACUGCAAUAUCUUCUAUUUGGAACCGCAAAAAAGAUGAUAUAGCUCAGCUCGACCGUCAUCGCUUUUUCAUGUUUUACGCCUGUAUCAAGUCCAUUUCGGAAAAUCCUCACGCAAAUUUUGACGAAGAGGCACGGACCGCCAUCAGGGCAAUAAACGACAAAAUGCAAAGCGCAGGCCCGGAGCUCGAGGCGGAAGGCACGAGUGCGUACUAUCCAAGGAAUAUGGAAGGCGCCGAAAACAUGAUACUUCAGCUUGUAUUGAAGUAUAUGGCCCUUCCUCAGGAAUUCCAUAACCCUUACAGUACCCUUGACCGAGACAAAUUUCUCGGACUUUUGGAAGGCCCACGCUGCCAGGGGGAAACUGGAACACAGAUUCGCAAUUUCGCAAAAGUGGUGCUCGGUGCUAUGAAUCUUGGCAAAGAAGGCAACUUCGUUCCCAAAAUUCUGAUAACGGGGCCUUCGGGCACAGGAAAGACAUCAAUCGUCUCGGAGAUGGCCAGCGCCAUGGGAACCUACCUCAUAAGGUUCAACUUUCGCCAAGUGAAGAAGGACAUCGACGACCAUGCGCCCAUGUUUGGGUAUAGGCCCUUCGAAGGACAUAUCAACAAUCAUAUGCCAAACUUCGACACGCCGUUGCUGGAUGCGUAUCGCAUGUCCGGUGUUAAAAACCCUUGGAUUCUCAUCGAUGAAUAUCCAGCCCGCUCGCCGCUCACUGCCUCUCUCAAGGAUCUUCUCGAUCAGGAGCAUUCAAAACUUGAUCACUCCGUCAUCUUCAUUAUAUCAAAUGAUGAACUUGCUGAUUUCGACCCAGCAUUAGUGGAACGGUGCAUAUCUGUUCAAUUUGGUCGAGUUUCGGAAUCGGCUAAAGCAGCCGUAUACGACGGGGCUCUCUACAGCAAAGGGAUGCGCAAGAGGCUCAUUCCUCUACACGUGACGCUUGCGAACAAGCUGCGGUGUCUCGACUACAACGAACUUACCUGGGGCCAAGUGCGCGACGAAAUUCCGCCUAUCAAUCGUGAACUGAACGACGCCCAGAUAAAACGACAGGAAGACGCAAGAGAGCUUGCCAAAUUAGUCAUUUUGAAGCACAAGGCCUACGUGCUGCGGAAAGACAAUAGGGACGGAGUGCGCACGGCCUGGCUUGCGGCAGAAUAUAUCAAAUCACUCGUAAUUGGAAAUUACUUUAUCGACGAGAAUUUAUCUCUGCCUAAUGACGAACUGGCUCGCGGUGAGUUUGCCGAGGAAUAUCUGCGGGAAGAUAUCUUGGCGACAAUCGAGAACUUGAGCGAGACAGGGGCAAUGAAGUUGGAAAGGCUAGCCGAAAGACCUAGCGGCCCAAAAAACGAUGAUUCAAGUAGUGACAGCGACAGUGACAGCAAUAGCUCGUGGAGUUGA
Pyricularia oryzae 70-15 is the source of this 1827-nucleotide messenger RNA. RefSeq lists its product as uncharacterized. Lineage: Eukaryota; Fungi; Ascomycota; Sordariomycetes; Magnaporthales; Pyriculariaceae. The transcript has 2 exons. The coding region runs from base 1 to 1827 and encodes 608 amino acids. The record is from RefSeq and is a predicted model, not a curated record. Gene Ontology annotation, molecular function: ATP hydrolysis activity; ATP binding.